CCUGGGCCAGAAAGCGAGCUUCGUAGAAAUUUAAGUUCAGUUUUCACUGAACCUAUGCCCCAUCUGGCAUGCUGAGAGCUGACUGCCUUGUACUCAAGGCAGUGGGAGGUCUUGGCCGACACUUCCCUGUCCAUCUCUGCUGGAGGUUCUGAGGCAGGAUGCCGUCCAUCCCGAGAGGCACACAGAGGUCCUUCCAUGUGCUACUCUUGUUCCUGGUGCUGGCUGUGCUCCUGUUGGUUGGUUUUCUGCGUGUGGAUUUCAGACUGCUUACACCUACGUUCAGGGACAAGGCCCAGGAACCGCCAGUCACCAACAUCAUGUUCCUCAAGACGCACAAGACAGCCAGCAGUACAAUACUCAACAUCCUCUACCGCUUUUCCGAGUCUCACAACCUAUCCACGGCGUUGCCCGAGGGCUCCAGAGUCCACCUGGGCUACCCCUGGCUUUUUGUGACCCGGUAUGUAGAGGGCCUGAAGCAGGACGGCCGCCUGCAACACCACUUCAACAUCAUGUGCAACCACCUUCGGUUCAACUUCGGUGAGGUGCAGAAAGUCAUGCCCAAAGACACUUUCUACUUCUCCAUCCUCCGGAACCCGGUUUUCCAGUUGGAGUCUUCCUUCAUCUACUAUAAGAACUAUGCACCUGCCUUCCAGAGGGCCAAGAGCCUGAAUGAAUUCCUGGCAGACCCGUGGAGGUACUACAAUGACAGUGUGGACCUGAAAAAUGUCUAUGCAAAGAACAACAUGUGGUUUGAUUUCGGCUUUGACAACAACGCCCCAGCUGACGUGGACUACGUUCGCAAGUGCCUUGCAAAGGUGGAGCAGCGAUUCCACCUGGUGCUCAUCGCGGACUACUUUGACGAGUCCAUGGUGUUGCUGCGCAGGAGGCUGCGCUGGCAGCUGGAUGACAUCGCGUCCUUCAAGCUGAACGUGCGCAGCCCGAGUACCAUCUCUCACCUGACGCCCGAGAGCCAGGAGCGGGUCAAGCGCUGGUGCGCGCUGGACUGGCACCUCUACGAGCAUUUCAACCGCACCUUUUGGGCUCAGCUGCAUGCAGAGCUGAGCCCACGGCAGCUCACAGAAGAGCUGGAGCAGCUGCGGGCGAAGCAGCGUGAGCUCACCACCCUGUGUCUUCAGGAUCCCGAGUCCAAGAACGUGACGCACGUAGAUGACCUGAACCUGCGCCCUUACCAGAGCGGAAAGGCUAAGAUUCUGGGCUACAACCUUAGGCACGGUCUGGACAACACCACACUGCGUAUCUGUCAGAGGAUGGCGAUGCCGGAGCUCCAGCACAUGGCCCAUUUGUACUCGCUGCAGUUUCCCAACAAGACACCCAAGGACAUCUCGUUCCUGAAAGAGUAGGGGUUCAGCUAAGUGACCCUUUCUCCGUAGUCUGCCUCUCUGAAGUGAAGAAUGAGGAGAAACUGUGACGAGACCCACCCACCUCCAGCUUCGAGGAGAGGGCCUUACACCUAAGACAUCAGGCACAGCCGUUCCAUAGCAGAAUCCAGCCGUUGUAGAGACACGUCCUGGACAGGCACGAAUGCUAGCGCCCUUAAAUUAUCUGUUCGUAGAGCCAGUCUAAGCAGCCAUUCAGCUACGGGAGCACCAGAGCUUAGGUAGCGAGCCCGUGAAUCCAGGAAGAGACUCAGAAGCGUUCCCUGGGGUUUUCCAGCCACAUGAGUUCAGCACUGGUGACAUCGCCACGCCUGUGUAGCGCGCAGAGGCAGUGGUUUAGAGGUGGGCCUGGGAGAGGCAACCUUCCAUUUUAUGAAGAAUGGGGCAGACUGAGGUUGUUGGUUAACCUGAGCACAGGCUUUGUAGCUUCCUGCUGAAGGAAUUGAAGGAAGGAGGACGUGCCUGACUUGCCAGAGGUGCUCAGCGGGGUACCUUUGGUUGCCUUGGAAACCAUAUUGUAUAUACUCUCAGGGAUCACCUUUUGGGUGCCUCUCUUAAUCAUUCAUGGAGAGAGACUAAGUACCUAGCACCCAGCUCUGGCAGGAUAAGGUACCUGGUUACCUGGGGUCCCUAAAUCAGGGUGCCCGAGGUGUUGGGAAAGAAGCCACUGUCACAUAUUCGGCCUGGAGUUUCCGCCUGAGCCUUGCUGGCUGAGUUUGGGUGGAGGUUUUUCUUCUGUGUCUGUCGGCCCAGCUCUGGGCAAGACAGCCCAUGUACCUUUGGACAUCAAACAUUUUAAGAAAAGUAAUUGUCAAAAAAAAAAAAAAAAAAGAGUAAUUGCGGGUGAGUUUAGAGAUGGUACAAUGAGUUUGUCAAUCUAAAAGGACAUUGUAAAUUGAAAAUUGACUCUCCCAAACUAAACAGAGAUUGUAAAAAAUGCCAGGUACGCUGGCUCAGACCUUUAAUGCUAACACUGGGGAGGCAGAGGCAAACAGAUUUCUGAGUUUGAGGCCAGCCUGGACUACCUAGUGAGUUCCA
This is a messenger RNA of Rattus rattus (black rat), 2435 nucleotides long. RefSeq names its product galactose-3-O-sulfotransferase 2 (gene Gal3st2). Lineage: Eukaryota; Metazoa; Chordata; Mammalia; Rodentia; Muridae. Gene Ontology annotation, cellular component: membrane. The record is from RefSeq and is a predicted model, not a curated record. Gene Ontology annotation, molecular function: galactosylceramide sulfotransferase activity. Gene Ontology annotation, biological process: glycolipid biosynthetic process; glycoprotein biosynthetic process. Bases 159 to 1361 code for a protein of 400 amino acids. The transcript has 4 exons.